UCCAGCGAUUCAUAAGUGUUUGCUUCGCUCAAGUGCGCGGUUACUACCCGAAAAUAUUUUUCAAUUUCCAAGUUCCAAGUAAAUCUUCAAAAUGAGAAUCCUUGCGGAGAACCAUGUCCACCUCUUGGAUCCUUCGGAGCUGAUGCGCCCAGAGCCCACAUUCGCGGACAAGAAUCCCUCCAAAUUCCGGGACUACAGUGUGGACACCACCGAUCCUCUAAAGGAACGCGUACGCCAGACUUAUCGUCAGAUGCAUCUGAACCAGACUGUGGAUUUCGUCAAGGGUCGUCGUGAGCACUGGCUGAAGUUCAACACGAUUAAGAUGACUGUGCGCGAAGCUUUGGAGAAGCUGAACGAUCUGGUGGACGAAUCGGAUCCCGACCUGGAUCUGCCCAACAUCAUCCACGCAUUCCAGGCCGCUGAGCGGGCACGUGCCGAAUUUCCGGAGCACGACUGGCUGCAUCUCACGGCGCUCAUCCACGAUCUGGGCAAGAUCAUGGCCUUCUACGGCGAGCCUCAGUGGGCGGUGGUGGGCGACACCUUCGCCGUGGGCUGCCGUUGGGGCGAUAGCAUUGUGUACCGGGACGAGAGCUUUGAGGGAAAUCCCGAUGGGGAUAAUCCCGCCUACAACACCGAACUGGGCAUCUAUCAGCCCAACUGCGGAGUGGACAACCUGCUGAUGUCCUGGGGCCACGAUGAGUACAUGUAUUCCGUGCUGAAGCACAACAAGACCAAGCUCCCCCAUGUGGCGUGCAACAUCAUUCGGUUCCAUUCGUUUUAUCCCUGGCACAAUGGCGGCGACUACAAGCACCUUGAGGCUCCCCAGGAUGCGGAGACCAAGAAGUGGGUGCUGAUCUUCAAUCGCUAUGAUUUGUACACCAAGAGCGAGGUGGUUCCGGAUAUUGAAGCCUUGUGGCCAUACUACCAGACCUUGAUCGACAAAUACUUACCCGGAGUCUUGGAAUUCUAAGCGUACUUAUGUUCAAGUCAUUUUUAGCUUUCUGAAUGAUUUUACUUUAUAUAUAAGACAACAUUUAUAUCUGUAAUAUAAUAUAAUGUAUAUGCGCCAUAUAUGUAUAUCACCAUAAAUAUCCCCAAAUAACGUGA
Drosophila mauritiana is the source of this 1107-nucleotide messenger RNA. Its product is annotated as inositol oxygenase. Gene Ontology annotation, molecular function: inositol oxygenase activity; iron ion binding. The transcript is spliced from 4 exons. The record is from RefSeq and is a predicted model, not a curated record. Bases 92 to 970 code for a protein of 292 amino acids. Lineage: Eukaryota; Metazoa; Arthropoda; Insecta; Diptera; Drosophilidae. Gene Ontology annotation, cellular component: cytoplasm. Gene Ontology annotation, biological process: inositol catabolic process.